AUGCCGGUAAUGUUACUUGAGAAUUACGGCAUCAAUUGCUAUCUGGACGUAGCUAAUAUGAUGUAUAAGCCGCCGCCCGCCGAGCACCCCAGCGACGACGAGUUACCCUCCGCCGGGGAUGUCAACAGUCUGGCCCACCUGUUCAAGAAUUGGGGCUGGUGGCACUCGAUCCUCUUCCUCAUCAUCAUGAUUGUUGCCGCUGGCUUGCACCGCGCGGUCCAAUGUUAUAUCAAACGUAAGUUUGAUAUCCGCCGCGCCCGGUAA
Molecule: messenger RNA, 264 nt
Organism: Penicillium waksmanii
Lineage: Eukaryota; Fungi; Ascomycota; Eurotiomycetes; Eurotiales; Aspergillaceae
Exons: 1
Coding region: 1-264 (87 amino acids)
Source: RefSeq, a predicted model, not a curated record